AGCAAAAUGUGUGGAGGAGCAGUAAUUUCCGAUUACAUAGCGCCGGGAGCUGGCAAGCCUUCCUGGAGAAGCGACAACGUCGUUGACCUGACACUCGACGACUUGGAGGGAGAUUCUCAGUAUUAUCCAUGGCUAGGUGUGAAAAGAGAAGAUGGGAGGAUGAGGAAGAAGAAGAAGAAGAAGAAGAAGAGUGUUAGUAGCGAGUACAGAGGAAUCAGGAGACGGCCAUGGGGAAGAUGGGCGGCUGAGAUUCGCGACCCGAUCAAAGGAGUUCGAGUUUGGCUAGGGACGUUCAACACUGCAGAAGAUGCUGCGAGAGCUUAUGACUUUGAAGCUAAGAGGCUCCGAGGAGUUAAAGCUAAACUCAACUUCCCUAACGAGUCUCCAGCAUCAUCAUCUAGAAAGCGUAAAGCCUCUUCACCACCACCAACACAGCGGCCACAGGUUCAGAAGAUAGAAGAGAAGCAUGAAGGUGAUGAUCUUGGUGGUGGCUAUUUUGAUUUCUUGUGGGAGGAGAAUAAUAACGCGGACGCGAGUCAGGUCGACACGCAAUGGCUUGAAGAUGUUAUUGUCAUGGGCGAUGAUGCGGAGAAGAGACAGAGAGGUUCUUAUGAUUGUGAAGGGGACGUGGAUGGUUUGUUUUCGGAUGAGCUUCUGGCUUUUGAGAACCAGACGGAGUGCUUCUUACAGACGCCGUUUAUGGAGGGGGGAAACUGUGGUUCCUUGACGUCUUUGAGUAGUCUCUUAGAUGAAGUCAAUGUCAUGGAUCUUUGGUCUUGA
Brassica oleracea var. oleracea is the source of this 780-nucleotide messenger RNA. RefSeq names its product ethylene-responsive transcription factor ERF073. Gene Ontology annotation, molecular function: DNA-binding transcription factor activity; DNA binding. NCBI's taxonomy places the organism in Eukaryota, Viridiplantae, Streptophyta, Magnoliopsida, Brassicales, Brassicaceae. Bases 7 to 780 code for a protein of 257 amino acids. The transcript has a single exon. The record is from RefSeq and is a predicted model, not a curated record. Gene Ontology annotation, biological process: regulation of DNA-templated transcription; ethylene-activated signaling pathway.